Ochlerotatus camptorhynchus is the source of this 912-nucleotide messenger RNA. RefSeq lists its product as uncharacterized. The record is from RefSeq and is a predicted model, not a curated record. Lineage: Eukaryota; Metazoa; Arthropoda; Insecta; Diptera; Culicidae. The transcript has a single exon. Bases 82 to 912 code for a protein of 276 amino acids.
CAAGAUUUCAUCACGAUUUCAGAUCCCGAACCGCAGUAAGCGAUUGUGGGAAUUUUCAGUCGAUCAAUUUGACAGCCAACCAUGGCGGAAAGCAACCCGAACGAUUCCACUUAUCUCACCAACAACACCACCAGCGAGUACCGUUCGACGACUUCUGAGUCAACCAUCCUUCCGUACUACGAACUACGGCUUCCAACACACGUGUUCAACAAGUCCCCCUCCAAGAUCGAGUUCCAGCUGGUUCAGAAGCAACGUCCCAAAUCGCGCAAAAACAUCUACACUCGGUACCAGGGCAGAUCCCAAUCCGAUGCCAAACCGAAGCCCAGGAAAGGUCUCAAACGGGUGUUCUUCAACUUCAAUCGGAAGCAUUGCCCCAGCGAACCACAUUGCUCCGAACGCAAUCAAGAUGACGACCAAGCUGACCAGCAGUUCGAGAACAUGGAGAUCUACUACUUUGACCACGGAAGUCCGGAGUUCUACCGCACCACCGACUGCCCGCCGCAUUUGAUCACGGAAGCUCUGGCCCAAUCGACCCAUCACCACGCAACCAAAUUCUGGGCGGAGAUCUUCGGAACCAUCAACAUCGGAACGACGUUCGUCAUCAGCUUCUGGCUGCAGCUGUACCGGUUCUUGCUUUAUGGCAUUCUCAGAUCGAUCAUCGUCGGAAUCCUACAGAUAACGGCAGAUUACCUGCUGAAACCGUUGCUGGCGGUCGUGUUCAAUGGGUUGAUUCAACCUCCGCUUGUUUUCGGGCAGAACAUUCUAACCGCCGUCGGUUCCAUGCUGGAACCGAUUGCGAACCUAAUUGGUAAUUUCCUGCAACCGGUGGGGCGGUUGCUACGAUCGUUGCGAUUCAUAGAAAACAAAACAAUCAACAAGAAAAUUAUCAAGAAGGGGCGCUUCGAUGUUUGA